This is a messenger RNA of Akanthomyces muscarius, 957 nucleotides long. RefSeq lists its product as uncharacterized. Bases 1 to 957 code for a protein of 318 amino acids. The transcript is spliced from 6 exons. The record is from RefSeq and is a predicted model, not a curated record. Lineage: Eukaryota; Fungi; Ascomycota; Sordariomycetes; Hypocreales; Cordycipitaceae. Gene Ontology annotation, cellular component: lipid droplet; prospore membrane; ascospore wall.
AUGAGUUCCAACACCUCUCCCUCGGGCGCCGUCGCCAGCGGCAGCGGCAGCGACAAGAAACAGCCCAAGUCGCGCGGCGCCCGCACUCUGGAUGCCGUGGGCGGAAAGGCCGGCGAGAUUAUCAAGGAGGACUUUGGCAAUGCGCGCAAGGUUGCGUUUGAGGCCAUGAAGAGUCGCGCGUAUCUGUACCCGCUCAAGGGUAUCGUCUACUUCGUCUCGCACAAAUCGCUGUGGCAACCGUUCCUCUCGCGUCUCGGCCCCAUCCUCGCGCUCUCGGCGGGCGUCGUCGGCUCCAUGUUUGCCUUCACCUACCUGCCGCAGCUGGCUGUGCUCGUCUUCGUCAACGGGCCGUUUGCGGUCGUCUCGACGGUGCUGCUGGUGCUGAGCGAGAGCUCGGCCAUCAUCAACACCCUCUCGCGCGGGUGGCUGCUGCAGGACGCCAUCCUCGACACGUUUGACGGCACGCUCGUGUCCCGCGACGCGACGGCCAUUGUGAGCGAGGGCCGCGAGCUCAAGGCCGGCCGCGACCCGAUGAAGCGCCUGGGCAAGGUUCUGCGGAACCCGUUUGACAAGUUUAGCCCCAAGGCCAUCAUCCGCUACCUGCUGUACUUGCCGCUCAACUUUGUCCCCCUGGUGGGAACGGUGGCGUUUGUGUUCCUGCAGGGUCGCAGCCGUGGACGCUCGGUCCACGAGAGGUACUUCCAAUUGAAGAAGUGGUCCCAGGCGCAAAAGAGCAACUGGGUCAACACGCAUGUCGGCGCGUAUACAUCAUUCGGACUCGUCGCUACCGUCUUGGAAAUGGUCCCCAUUGCAAGCAUGUUUUUCACCUACACCAACACAGUUGGUGCGGCUCUCUGGGCAGCUGAUCUUGAGGCGCACAGCACUUCGCUGACAAAGGAGACGGCGCCGAACCUGCGUGCGGCUGCCGAUAAGGCGACGGAAAAGUCGGAGCUGUAG